AUGGUCUCCAUUCACAAUUCUGGCUGGAGGACCCUCAUAACCCUCGGCUCGAGCGCGCCUGCCAUAGGCAAGAUCACCGUUGCCCAUGGGAAGCAGAACAAGGGAUAUCAACAAGCUCUCUCCACGCAUCUGGCCCAUGCCAAAGUCCACCAAUACCCGAUGUUCCUCCUCAACCACAAGCUGAUAGACGGACUCUGGAACAAGGAGGCGGCUCUACUGGACGUCGUCCUUGAUCAGUUGACCAGAUCGAAGAGCGAACGUCUCGAAUGGCUCGUGUGGGUCGACGCCGACACUGUCGUCAUGAACAAGCAGAUCCCUCUGGAAGUGUUCCUGCCUCCCCUGUCGUGCCACAAAGAGGUCAAUGUCCUCUACACCAAAGACUGGAACGGUCUCAACAACGGCGUCUUCUUCCUCCGUGUCUCGCCCUGGGCAAUGGAGUUCCUCUCCUCGAUCCUAGCCUAUCGCACGUUCCGACCAGACGAAGAAUUGGACUUCACGGAGCAAUCGGCGAUGGCAAGGGUCCUGGAACUCGAUCAGUAUGGACAUCAUGCGGUUGAAUGUCCUCCGCAAUGGUUCAACGCCUAUCCGAACGAUGGUGGAGACCCGAUGGUGCAUUACGACCAUUUGCCGGGACAGCUGCUUGUCCAUUUCGCGGGCAUCGGCGACAAGACUGAAGCGAUCGGGGAGUGGGUGGGGAAACUGGAAGCCAACAGGUCGCAUUGGGAGAUGCUCGUCGGAUCCACGAAUUAUGAGCAGCAAAUCAUGGAGUUCUGGGACGGCUUGGAUGAGGAGCAUGCCAUUCAGCAGAGGCUAAAGCAGGAGAAGGAGCGGAAGGAGAAGGAGUGA
Zymoseptoria tritici IPO323 is the source of this 846-nucleotide messenger RNA. RefSeq lists its product as uncharacterized. NCBI's taxonomy places the organism in Eukaryota, Fungi, Ascomycota, Dothideomycetes, Mycosphaerellales, Mycosphaerellaceae. Gene Ontology annotation, biological process: protein N-linked glycosylation. The record is from RefSeq and is a predicted model, not a curated record. Bases 1 to 846 code for a protein of 281 amino acids. The transcript has a single exon. Gene Ontology annotation, molecular function: glycosyltransferase activity. Gene Ontology annotation, cellular component: Golgi membrane.